Plasmodium malariae is the source of this 2238-nucleotide messenger RNA. RefSeq names its product dynactin subunit 6, putative. Gene Ontology annotation, molecular function: dynein complex binding. Gene Ontology annotation, cellular component: dynactin complex. The transcript is spliced from 4 exons. Gene Ontology annotation, biological process: mitotic spindle organization. Lineage: Eukaryota; Apicomplexa; Aconoidasida; Haemosporida; Plasmodiidae. Bases 1 to 2238 code for a protein of 745 amino acids. The record is from RefSeq and is a predicted model, not a curated record.
AUGAGUAGCGACAAAUAUGUAAAGUUACUUUCGUUAAAUUUGGAUAGGCGUAUAAAUAGAAGCCAAAGCACUGCCAAGAAUGGAACUACAAAAUCUAACUUGGAUUUAUCACCUACAUUGAGCAGUGUUGGUAGGAAGUCAAACAGCUUGUUAGGCUUAGUUUCGGUUAAAACGUCUACAAACUAUUCAAACACUUCACGCUCGUCCAGUGCAUCAGACGUAUCCAUUGCUUCUGAUCUGUCUAACUUGUCUAACAAAUCCAUUAAAAGCGAGCAGUUAAACCCCUAUAAAAGAGUGAACUCCCUAAGUGAGUACAUAUUCAAGUUUAAAAAAUUAAAGACAGAAAACAAUACAAAGCUGGGUAGUAUCAUAUUCAAAAAAUUUAAUACAAACAAAAAAAAAAGGGUAGAUACAUUAAAUAAAUAUACGGACACUAACUUAUUAAGUUUUAGAUGUGUAUCAACAAAUAGUGAAACAAAUCCUACCAAGGACCUUUACAAUUUGCAUAGCAAACAAAAAGGUCAUUUAGAAUGCAGCCAGAGUACCCUAAUAGAGGGCGAAAUGGGGUGCACCAACAUUACUACUACUACCACUACUACUUUUCUGUUCAACAACAUUAAAGGUAUUAGUAACAGUAGUAGUAACAGUAGUAGUAACAGUAGUAGUAAUAGUAGUAAUAAUAGUAGUGGCAAUUGCAGUGGUAACAGUAGUAACAACGGACGUAGUAAUAACAGUCCAAGUAAUAAUAAAAAUCGUAGUAAUAGUAAUAGGAGUAAUAAUAAUAGGAGUAGUAGUAAAAGGAGUAGUAGUAAAAGGAGUAGUAGUAAAAGGAGUAGUAGUAAAAGGAGUAGUAGUAAAAGGAGUAGUAGUAAAAGGAGUAGUAGUAAAAGGAGUAGUAGUAAAAGGAGUAGUAGUAAUAGUAGUAGUAGUAAUAGUAGUAGUAGUCGUCGUAGAUCAUGUGAACACCACACGGCAAUAGGCGAGUCCCCCCUGUGGUCCUACGUCAAGAGUGUACACAACCUAGGAAUAAAUGUUCUCCAUGAGCAGACAAAGUCAUCCAUGUAUUUUUUAUCUUUCAUAAAAAUUAAUAGAGAGAUAAGCAAAAAAGACCUACUAAAGGAACCCAAGGAGAUGGAGUAUAUGCUCAGAACAGUACCAAAAAAGUAUUGCCUUAAAAGAAGUGCAAUAGAUUACUUGUUUAAAUAUGUUAGAAAGUCUGAUGAACUGAUGUAUAAACACAAAGGAGAUAAUAAAAAAAAAGCAAUAAAAGUUUUACACAAAAAUGGAAAGACAAUGGUAACAAUGAUGAUAAAAAAGAUGAUAAUAAUAAUGAUGCAAAUGUGUAGUAUACAAAGGAACAAUUCGAAAAAACAAAAAAAAAAAAAUUGGAAGCAUUUAACACAUAGUAAUCACAAAAAAAAAUUGAUGAAGAUUUUAUGGGAAAAAAGGAAUUACAGAUAUAACGAAAAAAAUAAAAAUCACAUUUUAAAAUUAUUUUUGGAUUAUAUUAUUUCUUUUUAUUCAAAAAAAGCAAAAAAUUGUUCAGCUUUAAAAAGAAAUUGGGGUCGAAUAGAUACAUAUAUUUCAAAAUUACUUUUUAAAAAUAUUUAUAAAAAGAAUGAAGACGAUUUAGUAUUAUCAUCAAUUGAUCAUUCUUGUAAAAAUUCAAGGAUGAGUACUACGAAGGAACAGAAUGAACAUGUCCAAAAAGAGUGUAAUAUAAAAUCUUCUGUUAUUGUUCAAUUAAGUAAAAAUGUAACUAUAGGUAGUGGUAAUAUAUUAUUCCCUGGUUCAACUUUUAUUUCGAACAAUGCAAAAAUAUACAUAGGUCAUCAUAAUUUAUUUGAAGAUAAUGUCAUGAUAAUAAAUAAUACAAAUAAGACUAUGCAUAUUGGAAGUUAUAAUAUUUUCCGUUCAGGCACUUGCAUAACAAAUACUCUUUCGAUAGGAAAUAGGAACUACUUCGACUAUAAAUGUACCAUUUCCAACGGAGGUAUUGACUGUUGUUCAUUUAUAGGGACAAAUAUGCUUUUCAGUGAUCCGUGGAACGAAAAAAAAAAUUAUAAAAUUGUUAGCAGCGCUAUAAGCAAAUUACAUCCCGUGCUUGUUGAAGUAAAGAGGAAAUGGAAAAAAAAAAAGAAAAAAAAAAAAAAAAAUGCAAAUUGCAAAUUGCAAAUUGCAAAUGAAAACGUAAAUGAAAUAUUUUUAAGAUAUAAUCACCUGAAUAAUUCAGGAUAA